Messenger RNA from Clunio marinus, 1660 nucleotides. The record is from the annotation of a GenBank genome assembly. NCBI's taxonomy places the organism in Eukaryota, Metazoa, Arthropoda, Insecta, Diptera, Chironomidae.
GUUUAGAGAAAAGAAAGAAUAAUGAAACUAAGCUUUGUACCCCGGAUCAGAUAUUAUUCACAGUCAAUUUCGCUGCGCUGAGACAAGAAAUAUUUAUUUUGUAAAAAAAUGAAUCAAUUAUAUUAUUAAAUGCUUUGAAAUUUAGUUUAUGAAAUACAUUUGAAGUUUCUAUAUUACCUCGUAAGUGAAGUUCUGUUCGAUCCUUAGGUCACAAUAGAGAUUUCCUGGAACAUACGUGAUAAUUUGACUUAAAUGAGAUGCUUCCGCUUACUACAAAAGAUCCUCGAGGAAUCGGUUAUCGAGUUAAGGAGAAACUAUCGUCUUGGCGGCGUUUAAUAUUCAGUGAUAAGAAUUCAAGAAACUUAUUUCUAUUUUUAUUACUGAACUUGUCUUUUGCAUUUGUUGAACUUCUUUAUGGCGUAUGGACAAACAGUUUAGGUCUUAUAUCAGAUUCAUUUCAUAUGUUUUUUGACUGCACGGGUUUACUUGCUGGUCUUGCGGCAUCAGUUAUAACAAAAUGGAAAGCCAAUGACAAGUACUCUUACGGUUAUGUACGAGUUGAAGUAUUGGCAGGAUUUGUAAAUAGUUUAUUUCUACUAUUUAUCUCGUUCUUUAUUCUUUCUGAAUCCGUCGAACGUUUGAUUGAACCACCAGAAGUCAAGCAUGAGCGACUUUUUGUUGUGUCAAUUUUAGGAUUCAUAGUGAAUUUAGUCGGUAUUUAUGCAUUCCAACAUGGGGGAGCCCAUGGCCAUAGUCAUGGUGGCGGAUCAUCGCACUCGCAUUCACACAAUUCACAUAGUAUUCAUAAUGAUCGUGAAAUGUUGCUUAAUAAUCAUCACGGACAUUCUCAUGAUUCUGGGGCAAGUCAUCAUGGACAUUCACAUAGCCUGGAUACAGGGAAUUCUCAAAUCAUGCGUGGAGUUUUUCUUCAUAUCCUUGCUGACACUUUAGGAUCAGUUGGUGUGAUCAUCUCAGCAAUUCUUAUGCAUUUGUUCGGUUGGAUGAUUGCUGAUCCAAUUUGUUCAAUGUUUAUUGCUAUUUUAAUUGCAUUAAGUGUGUUGUCACUGAUAAAAGAAUCAAUUAUGGUCCUGAUGCAAAGACAACCGGUCAUUCUUGAUCGUCUUUUGCCAGGAUGUUAUCAAAAAGUGACCGGAUUAGCUGGUGUCUAUUCUGUUCAAGAGCCACAUUUUUGGACACUUUGUAGUGACUUUUAUGUUGGUGCAAUAAAACUCGAAGUAAGCAAAAAUGUCGAUCCCAAAUAUGUCAUAACACACACUCGAAUGAUAUUCGAGUCAGUUGGCGUGCGACAAAUUUACAUUCAACUUGACUACGCGUCUAUGUGAUAUAUGGUUGAAAAUAAAAAUAAAUAAUAAGAUUGCUAGGUAUUAACACUUUAAAAAAAAUCAGCCAAGCAACCUAUUAAUGUCAAUGUCAUCAUUAUGUGGUGAUAUUCUUGAGGAAAACUUCAAAAGUUGAAUAACAAAGAAAAUAUUCAAACUUAAGAUUUUUUAUGAAUGAAAGAAAAUAAAACAGAACAAAUUAGAAAAUCAUAUAAGAAACGUUAGAAAAUAAUAAAAUUUCGUAUCUUAAGUAAAAAUACAACUUUCUUUAAAAAAUUAUUAUCUAAAAAGUUUCACUUCAAUGCCUGGAUUUACAUUUA